UAAUGAAACACAUCUUAUCACGUUCGUUUGUGUGUGCUGUACCUUCUCGCCACCAUCAACAGUAUUACACAGAUAAUCCUGCUCAUCAUCCUUCGGGUGCUACUGAUAAGCUUACAGCCCAAGGAGGAGAUCACAACUGGCUCAUCGACGUACAUGCUACACGAGAUCAUGCGCUUACGCACUCCGCAUGCAUAACCGUCAACACGGGGAGCAUGACUUUGAAUUGGUUCGUUACUGAUUCAGUCUCGGUUGGAAGUGCGUCCGGUGCGGUCACACAAAACCCUACGAAACGGCGGUGGUGGUGUACAUAUUCUCGCGCGUUGGAAUCGGGUCCCAUCGAGAAGCGCAUGUCUAACCGUCUGGUUCGGUACAAUGCUAACUGGAUGUUUAAUUAACAUCAAUUCGUGAAUGGUGGACGUGAUUUACCACGUAACAACAAGUGGAGCAAACAAUAGCGAACCUCGUCAGCGCGACCUGAAACCGCCGAAUGCCUGCCAGAGUUUCGUUCCUUUCCGUCUUCCAAAAACUCCGAUAAGACUGUCAAAAUCAACAGGUUGAUACACUGCGUCGGAAACCAUAUCGUAGUGUUAAAUCGUAAAGAUAUGCUCCGGACCUUAAAGGGUGGUAGCUGGUAUGCAGCAUUUUCGGCAAGGUGCUUUAUCGUGACUGCCUAAAACGGUCUGGAACGGGGGGAACAAAAAGAAACGAAACAGUGGGUUUGUACAGCUUUACAGCUACGCCACACAAAACAUGCCUCGGUACGCAAGCAGACAAACUGGCGUAUCAUCCGUCGCCACGCAAACCCUGACCCUGACGGCCAUCUUUAUGCUCAGCUAUGCAAACGGCUUCGCAACGUUACCGACGGAAUUGGAUCGACCCCAGCGCUGCCUGCUCGAGCGGACGUACAAAAUGGUCGGCUACAAUUGUGCGAAUUUAAAUCUGAAGGAAAUUCCACAAUCGCUCAAGUCCAGCCUGGAGAUAUUCGAUCUCAGCUUCAAUCGGAUCCGAGAUUUAAAUGAACAAUCUUUUGCCCGCUACGGUGCGACCAAGUAUCUGUAUCUGUUUGAGAACAUGAUCCAAAACAUUGAGGAAAAUACAUUCAGCUCGCUCACAAACCUAGAGGCCAUCGAUCUUUCGUAUAACGCGUUGAAAAGUAUACCGCUGGAAUUGUUCCAACUACCCGUCCUGCGUAACCUCUACGUCAGCCACAAUGCACUGUACGAGGUGGACACGGCAUUAGUAAACCUCGAAAAGCCCAUCAAAGCACCGCUACAGGUACUCGGUCUGGCCGACUGUCGAUUACAGCGAAUGCCGAACUUUGGUGUCCUUCCGGACCUGUGGCAACUGAACAUCUCGUCCAACCCGAUGAAAGAGCUCACGCUGGCCCAGUUUUCGCCCAUGUGCAACCUGAAAUCGGUCGAACUCAACAACACACAGAUUCCCAUCUGCGCUUGCCAGGUGCUAACGGCAGAGCUGGUUCUUCGGCGUACCAAAAUCAUGUAUCCGCCAUUAUACUGCAUUCCGCUUACAUCGUCAGAGCAAAACCUCUGCAACGCCGAAGCGGGACUAGAGAUCGAUGCGGGACAGGUAGCCGAUUACCAUCAGUGUAUGGAGAUCCGAAAUUCCCGGCAGCUUGACACGGAAGCUAAAUCGACAUGGAUGAAGAUAUCGGCAGCGGUGGCCGGCUGUAUCGUACUGUUCGCCAUCACACUCUUCUGUUUGCAUCGGCGCAACGCAAAAAAGCUGAAAGCGAAACGAAAUCCAAAGAAAGUACCAUUGAAAAACAUUAAUCGGGUGAUGGUGCCACAAACGGGUGCGCAGGAAGAAGCACCUACGGAACAUGCCAAGUGUGAUAAACUGUUGAGCGAGUGUGAUUAGUGGCGCGCCCUUUCUUCAAAAUCCAUUUCAUAAGACUAACAGCAAGCAACCGCAAAAAAUUAGUUGAUAAGAUACACUGUACAUAGUCGUUAUGUAUUAUUUUAGAAACAAAUUGUACACCAAUUUAACGAUACACGUUGCCAUGAAAUAACUUAAGAUUUUGCUUAGGUACCGUUAGUAGUAAGGCGUUAAAAAUCUACAUUUACACUGCACAUAGCCAAAACCGUAACACCGUAUAAUCGCGACCGGAGUAGAAUAAAACCAAA
Molecule: messenger RNA, 2144 nt
Organism: Anopheles moucheti
Lineage: Eukaryota; Metazoa; Arthropoda; Insecta; Diptera; Culicidae
Product: chaoptin-like
Exons: 5
Coding region: 751-1878 (375 amino acids)
Molecular function (GO): protein binding
Source: RefSeq, a predicted model, not a curated record